This is a messenger RNA of Jaminaea rosea, 2720 nucleotides long. RefSeq lists its product as hypothetical. Bases 40 to 2274 code for a protein of 744 amino acids. NCBI's taxonomy places the organism in Eukaryota, Fungi, Basidiomycota, Exobasidiomycetes, Microstromatales. The record is from RefSeq and is a predicted model, not a curated record. The transcript has a single exon.
CCUAUACCAUCACCACCAACUCCAUCUACUUCGGUGACCAUGGGCAAAGACGGCAAGAAGAAGAAGUCAAAUGGCGGGAAAGUGGCUGUGCAGGAGGGUAGUACUGCUUCUCUUCCUGUCGCACUCAAGCCCGAGUUCGACCCAGAGCUCGAUGCUCUCUUCUCCAAGGCCGUCCAGCCAGCUGCUUCCACAUCACAAGCUGUUGCAGCGUCGUCCCAGGCCAAGAAGGCAAAGACAAAAGCUGCAGAGGUCAAGCAGGAAGCUGUCGGUGAUGAGAGCAGCUCAGACGACGACGACGACGACGACGACGACGACGACGACGAUGAUGAUGCCUCCUUGGCCAUGUCAGACAUUGAGCGCGAGAUGGAGGAGCAGGGAUUGGGUCUUCGUGAGGGCGAAGAUGCAGAUGACAUUGACGACGCCGGCAGCGAUGACGACGAUGACGAUGACGAGGAGGCAGGCGGUCAUGACGACGUGGAAAGCUCCAGUGAGCUGGACAGCGAUGCUUCUCCACCCCUCCAUGAGACCCUCGCGGGCGCUGCCGGCCAAGCAAGGGUCCGUCGUAAGCUGGAAGAGCGAGCGGCCGAGACUCCCCUCAUAAGGGACCAGCGCACGAUUUUCAUCGGUAAUCUCCCCAUCGACAUCGUUCUGCACUCAUCCGAACGCCAUCUUACCAACCAGCUCAAGAGGCACGUCAUCUCUCACUCCCCCUAUCCGUCCAUCACCCGCAUUGAAGCCAUCCGCUUCCGCUCAGUCGCCUUCUCCCGCCCAACAAUGGACUACGCCGCCGAAUCAGGAGCAGACGCAGCCGCCAAUGAGAAGCGUCGCAACCGCAGCAGAGCCUUUGCGGAUGCAGUGGCGAGGAAGCAAGCAGCGGAGGAGGGAAAGGGGCCGGCGAAUGUGUGGCUGAACGCGAAGCAGAAGAGGAAGGUGGCCUACAUCAAUCAGGAGAUCAACGAGAAGGCCAAGAGCGUCAAUGCCUACGUGACGCUGUCGUCAGUAAGCGAGAAGGAUAGGACAGCGUUGGCCAGUCUGCCCAAUGGGUCAAGCGAAGUCAAAGCGAGCAAGGUCACACCGCCCGUACUGGCCGCCCUGCUGGCAUCACAGCUGGACGAGACGCUCUUUGAGGGACGUCACCUGCGUGUCGACCUCGUUCAACCACUGCCGCUGGCAGAUCUCGUACAAUCAGGAUUGGAGGGCGUGCUCGCCUCCUCGUCUUCCUGGACUACCACUGAGAUGCAGUCCCUUGCUCGCAUCCUGGCGGGUGGGAAUAAUAGACGAGACGACCAGGCGAAGACGCUCUUUGUUGGCAAUCUCGACUUCGAGGCAGACGAGGAAGAGCUACGCGCCGCACUUGAAGAGGUCCUGCGACAGGAGCGCGGGGAGCCCCCGUUGGCUGCUUCAUUGCUGCAAGGCGCUGGCCAUGAGGAGCGCAGUAAGGCUCUUGCCUCUCUCCCGCCGUUUGAACAAGCCGCAGCAGAUGGCGACGCUGACGCAAGCUCAUCAAGAUCUUUCGCUCGCAAGACAUGGGUACAAUCCGUUCGCCUGAUCCGUGAUGCAGCCACGCAAAUGGGUAAAGGCUUCGGAUACGUGCGCUUUCUGGACGAGGCCUGCGUUGAUGAGCUGAUGGCUGUCUACGAGGCGGACGAGGCCUUUCUUUCUGCUGCUCGCCCCGGCGGAAGUGGUGGUAUCAACGACGGCAGGACGGAGAGUGGUGGCAGGGUGGACUUCAAAAGGAGGCUGAAGCUCAACAAGAGAGGGCUGAGGUUGUCGAGAUGUAAGGGCAAUGCCGGGGGACAGGGACAAAAGGGCAAGAGGAAGGAGAGGACUGCUGAUAGUGACAAUGAUGAGGGGGAGAAUGCAUCGCGGACCACCGCAACCCCACAGCGCAAAGACACGAAGCGACGUCGCUCAAUGGGCGCUCCUACCCCUGGAGGCAGCUCACCGUCAACACAGCGCCGCAUUGCCAAGGCCAGUGCAGCCGGGGACGUCAAUGGCACACCAUCGAAGAAAGCCAAGACCACUACCGCUCCCGGCACCUCCGCCAGUGGCAUUAUCGCCAACCCUUCACCCGCGCAACCCCGCACGGCAGCUGAUCUUGCUCGCCUGGAGCUGAAGCGCAACGAUCCCGCCAGGCAGGCCAAGAGGCUUGCGAAGAAGCAAAAGAAGAGGGACGAGAUUAAGGGCAAGGCGAGUGGUGCGGCUGCUGCCGUGGAUUUGAAGAAGGUGGCGGGGAAGAUGAAGAAGAAGGAGAGGAGCAAGGGGGGAAAGUAAGCCGAGUAAUAGGGGGUGCGUGUCGUCGAAUGUCAUUGCUACUGUACAAUUGAGCAAGCCGCCUCCGCGUUCCAACCCACUUCUUCAAGGAAAGCUCGCCAUCGCUCUCGCUACUUGCCGUAAAUGCCCUUCAGCACAUUGGCGCUCAUCGGUCUCUCCCGUUCCCUCGCCUCCCUCGCCGCCCUAGCCGCAAUCGAGGCUGCUGCCGCCUUUGUGGCUGAUGACGCAGAAGGCGGUGAAACGGAGCGUCGGGACUGGCUCGCUUCCUCAUCGACCUCUUUGCGCUUUCUCUUUGCUCGUGCAGCUUCGUCAACCAUCGUCGCUGAGGGAGGCGAAGGACGCUUCUCGCCUUUGGCCUCGCGGUCCUCCGCGCCCGUUGCCGCCUCAUCACCGUUCUUCCUCUUGCCAUUCUUCUUCUCCUUUUUGCCCGUCGCGGUAGAUGCUUG